UCAAGCAGGUGACAAAACAGCAUUUCGCGUUCGAAGAGGCGACGAGAAGCAGCGACGCGGACCCGGACCCAAGCGCGAAACCGAACCCGAACCCGAACCCGGGGACUUCGACGAACGUGACGCGGUCAUGGCUCUCAGGGCGCGAGGCUCUCAGCUCUUCCUGCUUCUGUGCUGCGCGCGGACCAUUCUGUCGUUGGAGGCAGAGGGCAAAGGCUUCAUUGGUCAGGAGAGCAGCGCCGGGGUGUGGGUCAGCCCCCAAGCCAAGGACAUCCUGAGCAGCCGCCUCACCACCGUCUUCCUCCCGGUCGUCUACAUCAUCGUGUUCGCGGUGGGGCUGCCCACCAACGCCUUGGCCAUCUGGGUCUUCCUGUUCCGCACCAAGAAAAAGCACCCGUCGUCCAUCUACAUGGCCAACCUGGCGCUGGCCGACCUGCUCUUCGUCAUCUGGGUCCCCUUAAAGAUCGCCUACCACUUCAACGGCAACAACUGGGUCUACGGCGAGGCGCUGUGCAAGGUGCUGGUCGCCUUCUUCUACGGCAACAUGUACUGCUCCGUCGCCUUCAUCGCCUGCAUCAGCGUGCAGCGCUACUGGGCCGUGGUCCACCCGCUGGCCCGGCCCAAGAGGGGCAACUGCAAGGCGGUGCUGGUCUCCGUCGCCGUGUGGCUGGUGGUCUGGGCCGCCACCGUCCCGCUCUACCUGUACGACCAGCAGGUCCGAGUCACGAACCUGGACAUCCAGACCUGCCACGACGUCACCAGGCCCAGCCAGAAGAACCCAGCGGCGGGGUACUUCCUGGCGAUGGGGACCCUGGGGUUCGUGGUGCCCACCGUGGUGUGCGUCGUCUCCUACGUCCUGAUGCUGCAGGCCCUGAGGAACAGCAUGGAGGAUCCGUCCAUCGCCCAGAAGCGGCGGAAGGCGGUGGUGCUGAUCGUUACCGUCCUGGUCAUGUUCGUGGUGUGCUUCACCCCCAGCAACAUCAUGCUGCUGGCGCACUACAUCCUGCUGCUGCGCGGCGCCACCAACAACCUGUACGGGUUCUACAUCACCACGCUGUGCUUGGCCAGCCUCAACAGCUGCAUCGACCCGUUCGUCUACUACUUCAUCUCCGAGGACUUCCGGGACCACGUGAGGAACACGUUCCUGUGCAGGAGCGAGCGGACGGUGGAGCGGAUGAGGGUCUCCUUCAGCGCUCUGAAGUUCUCCAAGAAGAGCAACACGUACACGUCCGAGUCCGGGAACACGCGGAGCACUGAUUGCUAGGGUCCUGUCGGCCGUUGGACUUUUAGCUUCCAUCGCACUGUGAGGACUUUUUUAACAGGAGUGGGUCUCUGCUGCCAGAGGCUCCAUACGCAGCCUGUCUGAUUUUAAGAUUGUUUUAUUUUUUAUAGCUUUGAUAUCGCAGCUUUUAUAUAAAUGCAUAUUUUAAUGCUACGUGAACAACUGCCAAAGCUCUUUUUAUGUUUGAAAUAUAUAACUUAUUAUUGUAGUUAUGCAAUAAAAGUAGCGACGUCCACUGGU
This is a messenger RNA of Betta splendens (Siamese fighting fish), 1519 nucleotides long. RefSeq names its product coagulation factor II (thrombin) receptor-like 1, tandem duplicate 1 (gene f2rl1.1). Gene Ontology annotation, cellular component: membrane. The transcript is spliced from 2 exons. Gene Ontology annotation, molecular function: thrombin-activated receptor activity. NCBI's taxonomy places the organism in Eukaryota, Metazoa, Chordata, Actinopteri, Anabantiformes, Osphronemidae. Gene Ontology annotation, biological process: blood coagulation; positive regulation of Rho protein signal transduction; thrombin-activated receptor signaling pathway. The coding region runs from base 128 to 1261 and encodes 377 amino acids. The record is from RefSeq and is a predicted model, not a curated record.